Messenger RNA from Odontomachus brunneus, 799 nucleotides. It is a transcript of the gene ND-B12, whose product is annotated as NADH dehydrogenase [ubiquinone] 1 beta subcomplex subunit 3. Gene Ontology annotation, cellular component: mitochondrion. Gene Ontology annotation, biological process: electron transport chain; mitochondrial respiratory chain complex I assembly. The transcript is spliced from 2 exons. The record is from RefSeq and is a predicted model, not a curated record. The coding region runs from base 169 to 492 and encodes 107 amino acids. NCBI's taxonomy places the organism in Eukaryota, Metazoa, Arthropoda, Insecta, Hymenoptera, Formicidae.
CCAUGCACUAGUGCACACUAGUUCAGAAAGUUCUUCGAAAAAGAACAAACCUACUGUAUGUAAACUGUGCCGAGUUUCUGGAUGUAUCUCUAGAUGAACCUUAUUAAUCAUGACAUAACGACAAGUGUUUAGACAGGACAAGUGGGAUUUAAAGUCUAGCUUGAAAAGAUGGGAGGUCAUGAGCAUGGUCAUAAGCCACCGUAUGUGAUACCAAAUCAUGAAAUUUACAAGGUGGAAGAUGUCCCGCAAUUAAAAGCAGUUCAGGAAAAGUUAGCCAAGCGAGGAUUAAAGGAUCCUUGGUUGAGAAAUCAUGUGUGGCGUUACCAAACACAAUAUAAUAAACAUAUACCACGUCCAUUAAUAAUUCUAACUAGAGGCUGGAGAAUUGCCAUACCAGCGUUUCUAAUCACCAUAGCUGUGGAGAAAUAUUUUGGCAUCGAUUAUUCUGGUCAUUCUCAUCACAAGGAUAACCAUGGGGAUGACCAUCACUAAUAUCCAACUUAGGUAUUAACAUUGUGCAUUAAAAAGCAAUAGUAUGGGGUAGUUGAUAAUGUCACUAUAAAAUGUGAUAGCUGCAUGAAUAUAUUAAGAUACAAAAAUUCUCCAUUCUUUUGAUAAAAGACUCUUGUGUCUGUUUUAUAUUAUUAUUUGCUAAAAAUCUUGUUUCAGUUUUCUGUAUACAAAUGUAAAAAUAUGAUUCUAAUUAAUAAUCAUAGAAUAAUCAAAAAUUAAUUUUAAGCUUUAUAUAGAUUAUUACAAUAAAAUUCUUAGUUGAAUGAGGACUAACUUUAAGAAUUAA